Molecule: messenger RNA, 2852 nt
Organism: Tripterygium wilfordii
Lineage: Eukaryota; Viridiplantae; Streptophyta; Magnoliopsida; Celastrales; Celastraceae
Product: DEAD-box ATP-dependent RNA helicase 13
Exons: 15
Coding region: 125-2551 (808 amino acids)
Cellular component (GO): nucleolus
Molecular function (GO): ATP binding; RNA helicase activity; nucleic acid binding
Source: RefSeq, a predicted model, not a curated record
UCCUCAAACGGUCAGUUCUUACCUAAGUUUUUUGCCCUCGCGGCCGCACCCCAACGUCUUCCCACGCUCCCUUGCUUUUAAGAGCCGCCGCAGCUAAUACUUUUUGCGACGAUCAUCGUUGAUAAUGGCUGCUGAUUCGCCACCACCAGCACCAGUUUCUUCUAGUAAACCGUCGAAGAGGAAAAGCUCCAAGAAGCGAAAGCGUGGCUUAGGAGACGCUGAAGUAGACCCGUUCGACAAGCUCCCGUGGAAUUCUUCUCUCCCCACCGACGAAGAUGGUGCUUUCUCUCUCGUCAUUGGUUCCAACGAACUUGAAGGAGGUUUCCUUUCGCUUGAGGAGAUAAGUGAGGCUGAUUAUGGAUUGGAAAUUCCUAAACCCCUGAAGGAAAAGCCAGAAAAAGCAAAGAAAUUGAAGACGCAGAAACCCAGGGAUUCAGAAGAAAACAUUUUUGUUAAAGAUGAAGUAGAAGUGGACGUGGAUGCAGUAGGUGAGAAAAAAACGAAGAAGAAGAAGAAGAAGAAAAAGAAAAAGAAGAGUAAGAAGGCAAAGGAAACUCAAACCCAAAAAGUUGAGGAAUUGCUGUCUGGUAGCAGUGGAAGGGAACAAGUUGAGGAAGGGUUGGUAAAUGAAGAUGAGUUUUAUGCGUGGAACGAGUUGAGGCUUCAUCCUCUCCUUAUGAAAUCAAUAUACAGACUUGGGUUUAAGGAGCCAACUCCAAUUCAGACAACUUGUAUUCCUGCUGCAGCUCAUCAAGGGAAGGAUGUUGUGGGUGCUGCGGAAACAGGGUCUGGGAAGACACUUGCUUUUGGUUUACCCAUUUUGCAGCGUCUCUUAGAAGAACGAGAAAAAGCUGUCAAAAUGUUUGAAACAAAGGGGGAGAAGGAGGAGGCAGAAAGGUUUGCUCCAAAAGGCUUUUUACGAGCUCUUGUUAUCACUCCUACAAGGGAGCUUGCAGUUCAGGUUACUGAUCAUCUUAAGGCAGCAGCCAAUGGUCUCAAUGUUAGAGUUGUUUCUAUUGUUGGUGGGAUGUCAACGGAGAAGCAGGAAAGACUGCUACGAGAGAGUCCUGAGAUUAUUGUUGGAACUCCAGGGAGGUUAUGGGAGCUUAUGUCAGGAGGAGAAAAGCAUCUUGUUGAGCUUCAUUCAUUGUCUUUCUUUGUGCUGGAUGAAGCUGAUCGGAUGAUUGAAAAUGGACAUUUUCAUGAGUUGCAGUCAAUUAUUGACUUGCUUCCUGGGACUAAUAGCUCUUUUGAAGGACAGCCUCAAAAUUCUCAAAACUGCCAGACAGUUUCUAGCACACAAAGAAAGAAAAGACAAACAUUUGUUUUUUCUGCUACAAUAGCACUAUCGACCGACUUUCGGAAGAAGCUAAAACGUGGUUUCCUGAAAUCGAAGCAAUCAACGACUGAUGGCCUGAAUUCCAUAGAGACUCUCUCUGAACGUGUUGGGAUGAGAGCUAAUGCUGCCAUCAUAGAUUUGACUAAUGCAUCAAUACUGGCUGAUAAGCUUGAGGAAUCUUUUAUUGAAUGUAGAGAAGAAGACAAAGAUGCCUAUUUGUAUUAUAUAUUGAGUGUUCAUGGACAAGGCCGCACCAUUGUAUUUUGUACAUCAAUUGCUGCUCUACGCCAUAUUUCCUCCAUCUUGCGCACUCUUGGUAUCAAUGUUUGGACACUUCAUGCUCAGAUGCAGCAGCAAGCUCGUUUAAAGGCAAUUGAUCGCUUCCGUGCAAAUGAACAUGGUACACUCGUGGCUACUGAUGUUGCUGCAAGAGGUCUUGAUAUUCCUGGUGUUCGAACUGUUAUUCACUAUCAACUUCCACAUUCAGCGGAAGUUUAUAUCCAUAGAAGUGGAAGAACUGCUAGAGCUUCUGCUGAUGGAUGCAGCAUUGCUCUAAUUGCAUCAAAUGAGACAUCAAAAUUUGCCUCUUUGUGCAAAUCAUUUUCAAAGGAAAGUUUACGGCGUUUUCCUUUGGAGGAGUCAUACAUGCCGGAGGUUAUGAAACGACUAUCGCUUGCACGUCAAAUAGACAAAAUCACGCGAAAGAACUCCCAGGAGAAAGCAAAGAAAAGCUGGUUAGAAAGAAACGCUGAAUCAGUGGGGUUGAUUGUGGAGAACUAUGAUAGUGAGGAGGAAAGAGUGAACAGUUUAAAGCAGAAAAAAGCCAGCUCCGUGCAACUAAAGAACUUGCAACAGGAGCUCAACACGCAACUUUCCCGUCCUUUGCAGCCAAAGACAUUCUCACAUCGCUAUUUGGCUGGGGCUGGUGUUUCGCCGCUCCUUCAGCGACAAAUUGAAGAAUUAGCUAGACCGAAACAUAAUGACAUGGAUACAGGAGAAAAGAAAAGAAGGAAAAUGGUGGUAAUUGGUCAGGAUUGUGUUGAGCCACUCCAGGCACUUCAGAAUGCUGGUUCGGAGCUGCGCUUUGAUCUGAAAGAGACGGCAGAAAAACGAAGGAAUGUGGAGCAUUUGAGAAGAAAAAGGAAAGAUGAGAAAACACGAUUGCGUGACCAGAAGAGGAACCGGAAAAAAUUAAAAGGAAGCAGUGAGUAGAACAUAUAUUUAAAGCUCUUGUAGUUCAUUUAUUUUCCUAGAAAAAUCUUCAUGAGUCUGGUUGAGGCGUUUAGAGUUCCAUGUGCUUCAAGUUGAAGCAAUUUUUCAAUUUGUUAUAUCUAUGAAGGGAUGUCUAAAAAUAAUAAUCUGAAUUGAUUUCUUUUGCUGCAUGUUAUGGUGUGGCCACCAUGAUUUUGUUACUGCUGCAAUUGGUAGCAUCAUUGACUCAUUGUAGUCUUAAAUAUUGUACUAAAAUCAUUUUAUGGGCCGGUGUAGGAUGUUGGCUUCGUUUGGCAGACAA